This is a messenger RNA of Myotis brandtii (Brandt's bat), 1655 nucleotides long. RefSeq names its product DnaJ (Hsp40) homolog, subfamily C, member 1 (gene DNAJC1). Bases 1 to 1512 code for a protein of 503 amino acids. The transcript has 12 exons. Lineage: Eukaryota; Metazoa; Chordata; Mammalia; Chiroptera; Vespertilionidae. Gene Ontology annotation, cellular component: endomembrane system. The record is from RefSeq and is a predicted model, not a curated record.
AUGUCGUGCCAUAGGAACAGAUCUCCAAGUGUGUUUUUCACCUCCCCCCACCACCUCCAGGAUGCUUCAUCUGCAGACAUUAGAAAAGCAUAUCGUAAGCUUUCAUUAACUUUGCAUCCAGACAAGAAUAAAGAUGAAAAUGCAGAAACUCAGUUUAGACAAUUGGUGGCCAUUUAUGAAGUUUUAAAGGAUGAUGAACGAAGGCAGAGGUAUGAUGAUAUUCUGAUCAAUGGACUUCCAGAUUGGCGACAGCCUGUAUUCUACUACAGGCGGGUGAGAAAAAUGAGCAAUGCUGAGCUGGCAUUACUUUUGUUCAUUAUCCUCACAGUGGGUCAUUAUGCUGUGGUGUGGUCAAUCUACCUGGAAAAACAACUGGAUGAACUGCUUAGUAGAAAAAAAAGAGAAAAGAAAAAAAAGACAGGUGGCAAGAGUGUGGAUUUAUCGAAACUUGGUGCUUCAGAAAAAAAUGAAAGAUUACUGAUGAAACCACAAUGGCAUGAUUUGCUUCCAUGCAAGCUGGGGAUUUGGUUUUGCCUUACACUAAAAGCAUUGCCUCAUCUAAUCCAGGAUGCUGGACAGUUUUAUGCUAAAUACAAAGAAACAAGACUGAAGGAAAAGGAAGAUGCAUUGACUAGAGCUGAACUUGAAACACUUCAAAAGCCAAAGAAAGUUAAAGUAAAAAAACCAAAACCUGAAUUUCCUGUGUAUACGCCUUUGGAAAGUGCAUAUAUUCAAUCAUAUGAUCAUGGAACUUCUAUAGAAGAAAUUGAGGAACAAAUGGAUGAUUGGCUGGAAAACAGGAACAGAACACAGAAAAAACAGGCACCUGAAUGGACAGAAGAGGACCUCAGCCAGCUGACAAGAAGUAUGGUUAAGUUCCCAGGAGGGACCCCAGGUCGAUGGGAAAAGAUUGCUCACGAAUUGGGUCGAUCGGUGACAGAUGUGACAACCAAAGCCAAACAACUGAAGGAUUCAGUCACCUACUCCCCAGGGACGGUGAGGCUCUCUGAGCUCAAGUCAACAGCUCAGCAUUCCAGGCCCGGCAAGGCCACCGUGGCCCUGCCCGACGACAUCAUCACCCAGCGGGAAGACGCCCAGCAGGCCGCGGGCGCUGGGCAGGACAGCGAGCAGGAGCAGGAGGAGCAGGAGGCCGCGGUCCCGGAAGGCCAGCCGAGGAGACGCAAGCCAGCCAGGCUGCCCGAGGCAGCGGCGAAGGCAGAGCCAGAGGAGAAGUUCCGUGGAAGGAGGCAGAAGGACUUUGAUAUAUCAGAACAAACCACAUCGAGCGACGAGGAGAGCCAGAGGAAAGAGAGAAGCCGCACUGCAGAGGAGCCAUGGACUCAGAAUCAGCAGAAACUUCUGGAAUUAGCAUUACAGCAAUACCCAAAGGGAUCCUCUGACCGCUGGGACAAGAUCGCCAAAUGCGUCCCGUCUAAGAGUAAGGAAGACUGUAUCGCUAGAUACAAGUUGCUGGUUGAACUGGUCCAAAAGAAAAAACAAGCUAAAAGUUGAAUAUUCUGGAAGAUGAUGUUCACCUUCAUUUUCCAAAAUGAGUAUUUUAAAACUCUUAUGCAGAAAUUUGCAUUUUGUACCUCAGCAUUCUAUGAAUCAUGUGCCUUAAUAAAAAAAUAAUAAUAAAUUUAAAAUAAAUGUUG